AGAAGUGUUGCCGGACGCGUUAAGAACCGACUGCAGUAAAUGUUCGGAUGUGCAAAAACAAAGAUCUGAAAAGGUGAUAAGGUUUUUGAUCAAAAAUCGAUCCGACGAUUUCGACCGUUUGACUACCAAAUACGACCCUUCUGGCGAGUACAAGAAGAAGCUAGAAAAAUACGAAAAAACACUUGCUUCUCAAAAUUAAGCUGUAUUAACAUAAUUUUCCUACAUAAACUUUUCAUGUUAAUAAAAGCUUAAAAAUAAGUUGAUGUAUUUUUUUCAUAUAUUGUGGUGUUUUAAUAUAAUAUUUAAUUAAGUAUACUCAUCUACUUAUCUGUAUAUGUAUUCAGUAACGUGAAUAUAUAUAAAUUAUUUAUAAAUAAAACAAAAUUAAAAUAAAUGUGUUUUUAUUUGAAUUGAAAUCAUUAUUUAACAUUAUAAGUACAAGUGAUUAUUCUCGUUUAAUCACAAUCAGUUAUUUCUUCAUCUGAUUGAAUGGAUUUAUAAUUUUUUCCAUACAUUGAGCGGAUCAAUGACCAUUUAUUUGGAUAACAUUUUUUCCCAUAGUUUAUUAUUCGUCGAAUAUAAUAUUUCUGCAUUUUGGAACACAGUUUACAUUCGUUCCUAAUUUCUUCUUUGACGGUUGCUUAAAAAAAUAAAUAUUGAUUAGACAUUUUUACUAAUUACUGAUUAUCUGCAAGCGAGGAUUUCUAACAAUCGUGUUUAAAAUUAAAUUAAAUUGAAAUUAUUAGGGAAACCAAUUAACGGUAAAAUCGAUUUAUUUGAAUUAUACAUUUUUCGCACUUAUUUCACAGCGGUUUUGGUUCGAAUGAAGUAUUAUUAAAUACCAUAAUACUUAUCAAUAUUUAAUAUCGAUUAUAACCGAGAAAAACAUAAAAUGUUGUUAAUAAUACAUUAUAGGUGUUUACCUAUCAUUCUCUUUCCAAGGGAGUCACACUGUCCCUGAUUUGCGACACACUUGAAAACUUGCCUUGCGUAUUCUUUGUUUCUAAUUUUUAACAUGUCAAAAUUAGUGAUAAAAUCCGGUUUAGGUUUUAUCGUUGUAUCGACGAGUUUCAAAUAUUCGGCCGUUUUAUGCAAGUAGUCGGUGAUACCUCUUUUGGUCAGAUGAAUUUCCUUGUUCUUGCCGUUUUUGAUUGUAUUUACAUCGGCGGUGGUCAUGCAUUGUUGUAUUAAUCCAACAAUGACGAUUAAGCGCACGAAAUAUAAUACUCUACACUCAGACAUGUCUAUAGUAGGAAUGCAAUAUUACAUUGAUCUAUGAAUUCUCAACAAGUGGCUCUGUGUAACAUAACAAAUAAAUACAUAUAUUAUUAUAUUUUUUCCCCUCUGACAUUAGUACAACAGUAAGGUAGAGAUAAUAGUCGAUACCUAACAAUAUAUUUCUGUAGAAAAAAAAAAAUGAUAAUAUACAUAUAGAACGUUAAAACUAUUUUGUAAUAAAACAAUAUUUAUUCAAAAUAUAGUUUUAGAUAUGGGCAAAUAAAAAGGUACAUCGGUUAACUUUAAAAUAUUUUAAUAUUAUUUCUAUUAUUUUAACCAGAUCAUAUAUAUUACCAGAUUAUUUAACCGUCAUAUCAUUCGAGUUAACAACAGUUAAUAGCUAUGAGUAUAAAUAGGUAAUUAAUACCUUUUGGGUACAGCAAUUGUAGAGAUUACCUACACGUAAUUUAAGUUGCAAGAAUAUUUAUCUUAAAUUACUACAAUUAUUAAUUGUAGACGAUUUUUAUGGUUUUCAAUCCUGUAUAAUAAAACGCUUAAUUUGAUUUGUUCUUCAAUUCCCGUCAAGUUUUUUUUUGCUUCCCUUGUCAUUUCACGUUGUUUGAUAAACAAAAGUCAGUUCAUCGAAAACUGAUAAAACUUGUAUACUGUUGUACCCUCAGUUACAUAUUAUUUACAAUAUAUUCUUACAAAAAUAACACGAAUAACCCGAAAAUAUAACAGCAAAAUAAAAAAUAAUGUAUUGGUUAUUUACAUUUAAAUAAUAAUAAUAUUAAUAGAUAGACUACAUAGAAAAGUGAUCACCAUAAUAAUUUUCAAAAACUGAUGAUUAUUUUUUAUUAAAUACUUUAUGCACUUAUCACUAUUGACAGGGUCCAGAAUUAAAACGAUUUUAAUUUUAAAUAUUUAUAACGUUUAAAAUGCAAUAGUUUUAACAAUUACCUAUUUAUUAAGAAAUAUUGUCACGGAUGGGUUUUAAUUUUAAACAUGUACAUAUACAUACACAGUGGCGGAUUCAAUGGAGGGCCGAUAAGGCCCGGACCCCUCCCCCUCACCCUUAGCAGUUAUAUUAUAUUUAUAGUUGUAAUAAUAUGAGUUAAUAAUGAUUAUAAAUCGUCGUCCAAAUUACGGUUAGACCAAUUAUUACGAUAGUCCAUAAUGUUGAUACUUGAUUGUAAUCUCAUAUGUAUUUUAUAUUUAGUGUUUAUUGUUCAAAAUGAAUAUGAAAAAUUUUGGGCCUUUCCCCUUCCCCAUAAAAAACAAUCCUAUAUCCGCCACUGUAUGUGUCUGGCUUUUAUUAUGAACAUUAUACACACAAUUAUACUGAAUAUGAUGUAAGGAUUAUACUCACAGAAAUCAAACAUAGAAGCUGUUACUUCGGUUAGUUACUUGUUGUGUUGUGUACGAUGAACUGAUCGAUAUAUUUAAAACGGUUUAUAAAAAUGAUGAUGACAACAAAAUUAAUUAUUUCGAAGUUAAUAAUUUAUAAC
Cinara cedri is the source of this 2726-nucleotide messenger RNA. Lineage: Eukaryota; Metazoa; Arthropoda; Insecta; Hemiptera; Aphididae. The record is from the annotation of a GenBank genome assembly.